AUGGUCGAGCAGGCAGUAGUGUCACUAUUUGUGUCAUUCUCGCGAGUGACGCGACCAAUCUUUCUCACUUCAGAGGAAUCCCCCGAGAAGGUCAAAAUGCCGCUCGAAUCGACUAUGAUCUGUUUGGACAAUUCCGAGUGGAUGCGGAAUGGCGACUACAUUCCCUCGCGAUUAGAGGCUCAGCAUGACGCAGCGAAUCUGCUGUGUGGCACCAAGACGCAGUCAAAUCCAGAGAGUACAGUGGGCGUGCUGGCGAUGGCUGGGAAGAGCAUCCAAGUCCUGGCAUCGCCGACUGACAGCAUGGGCACGCUACUAAGUGCGAUUCAUCGUGUCGAAAUUGGCGGCACGAUGAAGCUCGCGAAUGCCAUUCAGGUGGCCCAACUGGCUCUCAAGCACCGACGCAACAAGACAGGUGGUCAACGCGUAGUGGUAUUUAUUGGCUCACCCAUUGAAGAAGAUGAGAAACAGCUGACCAAGAUUGGCAAGCUACUGAAAAAGAACAACAUUGCUGUUGAUGUGGUCAGCAUGGGCGAAUUGGAUGCCAAUGCUGCUAAAUUGCAGGCAUUUGUAGACGCAGCCAGUAGUAACAACAACAGUCACCUCGUGACAGUACCAGCAGGAGUACUGCCCUCGGAUGUACUAGUAUCGUCACCUGUACUACACGGAGACGAUGGUGCUGCUGCCGCAGCUGCUAGCGGUGGCGGUGGCGGCGAUGGCACUUACACUGAGUACGGCGGCGUGGACCCGAGCAUGGACCCCGAGCUGGCUUUGGCCCUUCGUGUAUCGAUGGAGGAAGAGCGUGCCCGUCAAGAGGCUGCCCAGAAGCGCGCAGCUGAAGCCGAGGCUACUGCUGUAUCUGCAUCUGCUACACCUGCUGCAGUCUCCGCUUCCGAGCAAACUGUACCAGCCAUGGAGGCAGCCGUUGCAUCGGCAGCGGCGCCCGCGGCUGCCGCCUCCUCGAUGCCCACUCCUGCACCAGCACCAGCGUCCAACUUGCCGUUUAUGGACCCUAAAUUUGUCAAUUCAUUGCUGUCAGGAUUGCCUGGCGUGGACCCAAAUGAUCCAAAGAUUCAGGCUGCUAUGGCGCAGCUGGCGAAGAAAGACGAGAAGAAGAAGGAUGGUAACGACGAAGAGAAGAAGGAGGACGAGUAG
Molecule: messenger RNA, 1152 nt
Organism: Peronospora matthiolae
Lineage: Eukaryota; Oomycota; Peronosporomycetes; Peronosporales; Peronosporaceae
Source: the annotation of a GenBank genome assembly